This is a messenger RNA of Coregonus clupeaformis (lake whitefish), 1098 nucleotides long. Its product is annotated as RING finger protein 122. The transcript is spliced from 6 exons. Lineage: Eukaryota; Metazoa; Chordata; Actinopteri; Salmoniformes; Salmonidae. The record is from RefSeq and is a predicted model, not a curated record. The coding region runs from base 128 to 523 and encodes 131 amino acids.
GCCUGUUAUCUUCUCCCACACCCACAACAGAGACGGCCUGUGUUACUUACUGGUGUGUGUGUCUGGUUCACCGUCAGAGGGGAAGGAUCAAAGGUCACAGCAGGUCGGGCGCCAGAGGUUAGGAGUCAUGUCUGCCGUGGCGUUCCAGGACCUUCCUCUCAACAUCUACAUGGUCAUCUUCGGGACCGGAGUCUUCGUCUUCGUCCUCAGCCUCAUCUUCUGCUGCUACUUCAUCAGUAAACUGAGGUACCAGGCCCAGCGAGAGAGGUUUGGAUACAAAGCGGUGGUAUUCAAAGGGGAUACAAAGAAACUGAAUCUACACGGGCAGACAUGUGCAGUGUGCUUGGAGGACUUCAGAGUGAAAGAUGAGCUAGGAGUGUUGCCAUGCCAACAUGCCUUUCACCGGAGUUGCCUGGUGAAGUGGCUGGAGGUGCGCUGUGUGUGUCCCAUGUGUAACAAGCCCAUCACUGGACCAUCUGAACAUCGCCACAGCCUGGGCACACUACUGGAAGAACUGGUGUAGCGCGUUGCUAUGGCGAUACAGUUGGAACGGACUGGUGUAACAUGUCGCUAUGACGAUGCAGCUGGAACAGACUGGUGUAGCAAGUUGCUAUGACAACACAGCUGGAAUAGACUGAUGUAACAUGUUGCUAUGAUGAUAUGACUGGAACAGGCUGGUUUAGGGGUCCCGGGACAGACUAUACGUCUUUAAAGUGAAUUAACGGGACAAACUGUUCAUAGGGUCCAGGGACAAAACCACAUGUAACCAUAACAAUGGAGAACAAAGAUUCAGAUUUCAGACCCUCAUGUAUUGAUAACAAGACGGUACACAGAGCAUUAUGGGUACUGUAGUAUAUCAUACUACACCUUAUCAAGUGGAAUCAGUCAUUUAAUGACUGACUGCCCAAACCUCUUCAGUGCUCACUCCACCAGUCUCAGGAAUGAGGGCAGGAAGAAAGGAUUCACAAAGCCAAACUCUGGGACUAAAACUCCCCUCUCAACCCUCAGUCACUGACUGGAAGAGUACCUGUUGACAAUGACCCAAAACACACUGCCAAGGCAACAAAGGAGUGGCUCAAGAAGAAGCACAUUAAGGUC